Hydra vulgaris (swiftwater hydra) is the source of this 1526-nucleotide messenger RNA. RefSeq names its product nuclear receptor subfamily 2 group E member 1. Gene Ontology annotation, biological process: regulation of transcription by RNA polymerase II; anatomical structure development; cell differentiation. Lineage: Eukaryota; Metazoa; Cnidaria; Hydrozoa; Anthoathecata; Hydridae. Gene Ontology annotation, molecular function: zinc ion binding; RNA polymerase II cis-regulatory region sequence-specific DNA binding; nuclear receptor activity. The record is from RefSeq and is a predicted model, not a curated record.
UAGGCGUCAGAUGAAUAAACAAUUUUCAAAAGAUUGAUGGACUUAAAGAGAUUUUUUGUUCAAUUUAAGGUCACUCGAUCAUAAGACCAGUUUGCCUUUAGAAAAUAAAAAUUUUGCUCAUCGCCGGAAUAUUAAACGCUGACCCUUAGCCGCUGUUCUUUGUAUUCUUAGUUAACUUACUUUGGAAUUGAACGCAUGGAGCUUUACGAUUUUGUAAAUUUUCAAGUUCUUGCCGAACAAGUUGUAAAAGAGAAAAUUGAGGAAAUGAAAGAGCUAGAGAGUAAACUGUGCCAAAGUUGUCGAAUAUGUGGAGACCGGUCAUCAGGAAGACACUACGGUGUUCCGUCGUGCGAUGGCUGUCGCGGAUUUUUUAAAAGGAGUGUUCGUCGAAAUGUAUCUUAUGCUUGUAAAUUCCAAGGCGAGUGUGUGAUUGAUUUAAAACGUCGAAAUCAGUGUCAAUUUUGUCGCUAUCAAAGAUGUCUUAAAGUCGGAAUGAAUAAAAACGUUCAACACGAACGACAACCCAAAAAGCCUCAAAUUAUUCCUAAUCCUAAUUUAUUCACAAACCAUUUUGAUUUUUCAUUUCAAAAAAGCACAAUUACUUGUAUGAACAGUUCAAUCUCUCCGGCAAUAUCUCCUGCAGCAUCUUACGAUUUAAAUAAUUUAUCCCCAACAUUUGUAAUGGAAAAAUCUUUAUCACCACCUGAACCAACAUUGUCCCCAACUCCUUUAUCAAAAAAAGCUUCACAAUAUUCUAUUGAAUCCCUUCUUAAAAAAGAUAUAGAUACUCAUGAAAACUACGAAAUAAGAUCUUCGUGUGCUCAGACUCGUUUUCCAAUGCUAACUCCACCAAAUUCGCCUUUAAAAGCUGUGUUUGAAUCCGAAGUUAAUCAAGGUGUUAAUGAAAUUUUAUAUAAAGUCCUUCGAUCAAGUAUUUCACGAUUACAAACUAUUCCCGCUUUACACGAAUUCUCUCAAGAAGUUCAAAUAAAAAUGAUAACAGACAAUUGUAUUCCCGUUUUUAUAUUAACUUUGCAUGAGGCAUUUAUCCCUGUUGAUAUGGUGAUGAUGUAUUUACGCAACUGCAUGAUUGAGCAACAUCUUGCAGAAAGUAAUCAGAUUCUUGGAAAAAUUGAAGUAGUCUUACGUGAAAUGAAAUAUUUGGUUGUUGACGCAACCGAAAUUGGCUAUAUGAAAGCAAUGUCAUUAUUCAAACCAGAUCCACUUACUAAUUUACAAAACUCAUUGUUUCAUCGACAUUUUGCUGAAGCUCGAUUUCAUCUUAGCGAACACGUGACUCGCUUUUACAACAAUAACGGACGCUUUAGUAAAUUGCUAUCUAUAUCAAACACUCUUCACAGUUACCCAGCAAGUUUGGCUUCUAUUAUUUUCCCGAUAAUUAAAGAUGUGAAGUUAUUUGUGAACCAUUGCUCCUCAAUUGAUGGUUUUUAAAACGUUUGAUUUGAAAUAGUAUCGCUUUUUAUUGUCUUUGUAAAUAUUAUACUUAUUAAAUAUUACUUCCUUAA